Molecule: messenger RNA, 2367 nt
Organism: Huiozyma naganishii CBS 8797
Lineage: Eukaryota; Fungi; Ascomycota; Saccharomycetes; Saccharomycetales; Saccharomycetaceae
Gene: URC2
Product: Urc2p
Exons: 1
Coding region: 1-2367 (788 amino acids)
Cellular component (GO): nucleus
Molecular function (GO): zinc ion binding; DNA-binding transcription factor activity, RNA polymerase II-specific
Source: RefSeq, a predicted model, not a curated record
AUGAAUGCAGAAGGAAGUGCGAAAGAUAAUACACAUACCGUAUCAGCUGAAGUGAUUACACAUAGCAAGUGCGCGGCGGAAGAAGGUUGUCCUCAGACCGAGAAAAGGGAGCCUGCGGAGAAAGACACGCUAGAAGAAGCCCCUUCCACUGAAAACCGAAAGAUCAGAAGGCCGAGAAAGAAGCGUAAGGUUUCUAGCUGCGCCACAUGUAGAAAGUUCAAAACAAGGUGUGACUUUGAAUACACUGUUGGUAAAUGUUAUCGAUGCAACAUAUUGAAAUUAGACUGCUCCCUUUCAUUUGCAAAACCCGGAAAAGAUGAACCUGGUGUUUAUGCUUUAGGUCUUGUGGAAAAAGAUCACCCGCCAUGUGAGGAUAGAGAUGGGCAAGGUUCUGCCACCUUGAGCAUUAGUAGUCAUGUGACCAAAGACACUGUUGUCAGCUCAGGCCAUGAUAAAGAAUCAUCUACCCACACCGGCCUAGAAGAGAGAUUAGGUGCUCUGGAGCGCAACUUUGAGUCCAUGAGUAACAGAAUUGAUUGCAUAUUGAAUCUUUUGCAGGACCCCACAGCACGUUUGACACAUAAACCACCCCUUGCCCCGGAACAGACAGAUUUGACAGCAGAGGCGUCGACAGCCCCCGUGGGUCACACUAGGACGAUGGGAUCCAAUAAUACUAGCGUAUCACACUCACUUGUAGGUGGCUAUAAGCUGAAAGAAUGCCCUUUCCAAAUUUUGAAUCACAUCGAUGAUGUAUUUUUCCCACUAACCACGACUUCUGAAAAGGAAGCGCAUGAUAGAGAGCAGAGACCGUCUGCAGUCGCAAGAGUUAACUUUCUCAGAUAUUAUGAGAAACAUCAAUUUCUUUGUCAUAAACUAGUAAAGCAGUUUCUUGUCAACUCACAUUUCUGGAUAAUACCUGGCGGAGUCAAAGAGAUUGACGGUAAUUUUGCUCGCGGACACUUAUUCAUCACCAGUGUUUAUACUAUAAUCGCAAUGUGUUCCGAAGAUAAUGACCGGUAUGCUGCAGAGCAAGAAGAACUGUAUCCACUUGUUGAACGCUUACUGACAAAUACGCUAACCAUGUUCGACAAACUGAAGGAUUUUGAUAUCGAAGCCAUUCUAUACUGUUGCAUGUUCCAUAUAUCGAAGAAAUCGAAAAGACAUCGCCAGUUGAAAUAUAACGCUUUGGUUUUAAGUAACUUUGCAUUGUUCACUCUUCUUCACAACAUAGACUUUGAUAAGAUUAAAGAGAGAAUAUCAUCAGAACAGGAAUACAACAUGUCGGAUCUGUACCACCUGAGGAUUUUGAAUUCUUUGACUGCCUGCUACUUAGAACAUUCAAUCUCUUACGGAACAAUUACAGUGUUACCAGACACGCUGAGGGACUUAAAUAACUUGACAGCCAAAUUUCCUCAAUCCAAUUUUGGUGACGAUAUUAAGAUAAGCGAGAUAAACCUGGCAGAUGUGGUUAAUACCUUAUUCAGCAAUUUUGGCGCAUAUUUCAGAAGGUUGCUGGCAACGUCCAUAACAGAAAACCUCAACAACCGCAUACUGAUUUUGGCAGAGUUGCAAGAGUGGUAUGAUAACUGGGCCGAGCUUUUAGCUAGAGAUGGUGCCAGUGUUUUGCUUUUCACUUACAACUUCUAUCACACAAUGAUCCUCAGGUCCUUUUUGACCGAAUUUUCUGAAGAAUUGAUAGGGCAUCCUAAUUUCUUGGAUAGCAUUCUUAUCACUAUGAAAAAGCAUUGUUUUUCAUUGCUGAAUGGGUUUUUACGACUUCCCGCGUCAUUAAUCAGAGGUGCGCCAAUACUAACGUCAAGCCAAUUAGUUUACGCGUGCCUGACACUAUGCGAUUUUUUGCACUGGUACAAUGUGACUGAUCGACACCAAAUAUUGAACUUAUGUACAAGAGUGUACUGGCAUUUGAAUUCCAUAGGGGAGAAAUCAAAUGAAGUCACGGAAAAUGUUGGUAAGAUCAUAAUAUCAAUAGUCACCACCAGUAAAACAAGGGCAUCUCAAAUCGAUUUGCCUUUACUUCAAAAGGGUGUUUUGGAUAUUCCGGGUACCGAGUCAUUGAAGCCACCGUUGCGUAGUGUAUGUGAUAUCACUAGUCUUCCGGCACAUGCGAAUCUUAUGAGGGUAGGCGAGACAACUGUUGACCUAACUACUCUCAAUUCUACUGUUGCCGAUAGUCAAAAGGAGGAUGCUGAACCUAGCUUGCUGAACAACAUUAACCGUUUCGAUACGUUUGAAGACUUCUUCGAAGAGUUUCUAGACCAACUGAAACCGAACGCAAAGCAGAUUUUUGAAAAACCAUCAUCAUCGGCGAUAUUUAAGGAGGAUAGAAGGUCAGAUGUACGUAAAUAA